Molecule: messenger RNA, 2033 nt
Organism: Gymnodraco acuticeps
Lineage: Eukaryota; Metazoa; Chordata; Actinopteri; Perciformes; Bathydraconidae
Product: E3 ubiquitin-protein ligase TRIM39-like
Molecular function (GO): protein binding
Source: RefSeq, a predicted model, not a curated record
CAUGAGAUGAAGCCCAUGAUGAAGCCUCAUGAGAUGAACCCUUUUGCGAACCAAUUGGCUGGAAAGCUUCAAAGCUGCAUAAGGCUUCAUCUCGCCAUCACUACCUUUCAGUAUUUCUACUUUUAAAUCAUACUUAACUUAACAAUGCUGUGCCAAAGGAACCUGCCUACUCUCUCAGUUCCAAACAGAGAAGCAGGAAACUGCUCCUUAGGUACAGGCUCACUCAGUGGAACAGCUGGGCUCAAUUGGAGCGUACCAUGUAGCGCAUGGGCAGGGGGGACAAUAUUUAAAAGCAUUAAAAGUAAUUGUUUAGGUCUUCUGUGGUCAGAAAAAGUAGAAUAUGUUGACCUAUUUGAUUUAUUGUGUUUAAUUAGUUUGAAAUACAUUUUCAAUACAUUUGUAGGUGGUAAGAAUUACAAGUUUAUAAAUAGUGGAUUGGCCUAGGGGGAGGGGCUUAACAGAUAUAAACCUCUGGCCACAAGUGACUUUGUGUUAUUCUGACGGUGGCUGUAGAGCAGAGAGGUACCAGGUUACAUUUCUUAGAGCUCUAUAUAAGGUUUGUUUUCGUUCUCUUCUGGACGUCCUUGUAACUUAGUUUUUUCAGGGGCUUUGGCUGUGAAUAAAAGCACUUAAGAAUACAUUUUUUGUGACUAGCCAUCUUAUUAAUUCCUUAGUUAUUGCAUCGACACUUUUUGUAACAAUAAUAUUAUCUAGUUACCAUCAGAGGACGACUCUAUUAUGCACUGUGUAUAAAACAUGCUUCAAAACCACUUAAUAUACUAAUAUAACAUCUUAAAUACGAAAUAAAAAUGUUGUCACCUUUAAAAUAUACAUAAAGCACCAUAUCUACUUAUUGAUUUGAAAGAAUAUUAUAUUUUAUAGAAAAUGAUUGAUACAUCAUGUAUGCCCCUCCUGUAGUGUGUUCGAUAGGUUUCAGUGCAUGUAAAUGGUCUGCAAAGGCUAACAUCUCAGUGUUUCUCUCCCCCAAAACUGGAAAUGUGUUAUAGAGUGAUAGUUAAAACUGUCCGUCUACAAACGCUGGACUGUAAAACUUAACAAUAUACAUUAAAGACCUGUCAAUGAGUUACUAAUGCUGAAACAGCUGAUAGACAAUCACAAACUGAACUUUAGACGGUUCUUACAAAGUCAUUCAAAUCUUUUACUGGAUUUUUUUGCUGUCAUUGUUUUUUCUAAUGAUGUGUCACAUUUAAUGACAUGAGUCUUUUACCAGACUCUGUGUCACUAUAACCUGAGGGUGAUAACAGCUAUUCUCCAGCCGCAGUUUAAGUUUCUCAUUAUCAGAUGAAACUGGAGAGCUGCAGUCGGACCAAAUAAUCAGGAGUUUCUCAACACGUUCUAGCAAACACUGAGUGUUGGCUGCACGGUGUCUAGCAAUGUCUUCAGGAGAAGUUCCUCGUGGCGUCUGCUCUGGAACCAAGCUGAGCGUCCUGAUAUCCUGCCUGGUGUGUGUGAUGUGUGUCUCCAUCUGGUUGGUUUUAAACCACGAGACACAUGACAAUGAAAGUCUUAGAAAAGAAUUUAAAGAAAAGAAGGCAAAGUUGAGGAACACAGGGGUCCUAAUUGGGCAGAUGAUCCAGAAGAGACGACUGAAGAUUCAGGACUUCAAACACUCUCUGGAGCUCAGUAAGGAGCAGGCAGAGAGAGAGUUAAAGGGCUGUGUUGAGCUCUUCACCGCUCUGAAGGAGACGGUUGAGAGUCGGCAGGCUGAGCUCAUGGACACGAUGAAAGGGAAGCAGAGAGAGACAGAGCAACAGGCUGAAGGCUUCAUCAAAGAGCUGCAACAGGACAUCUCUACACUGACCAAGAGAAGCUCUGAGGUGGCGCAGCUCUCACGCUCUGAAGACCAGCCCCAUCUCCUCAGAAGCUUCUCGUCUCUCAAUGCUAUUCCACACACCAAAUUCUUUACAGAUGUGCAUAUCUUCCUGCCUUUGUAUGACGUCACUGUCAGGACUGGUUUGAAGAAACUCAGCAAAGAGAUGAAGAAGAUGUUCGCUCUGGCCGUUCUGAAGAGG